AUGAGUGGCCCGCCGCAACCCCACAAUGAUCUGCAAGAGCAGGGCCUAUUGCAUGAAUGGUACUCGGGCAUGUUUGUCAUCUUCAUCUCUCACCAGUGGUUGAGCUCUGAACAUCCAGAUCCACAAGGCCAGCAACUAGAGGUUCUGCAAAAAGCGCUCUGCGGAAUGAUUGACGGAUCGCUGCAUGUGACAGAAGACAUUGUGGCCAGGUCAGACGACAUGAACCUGUCUUCAAACACGCGUCGACACAUAGCGGACGGCUUCGUCUUCUUUGAUUGGUUCUCCAUCCCUCAGAUCACAGCCCGCCAGCACGGGGUGAACGAGGAGACCACCAAAAGCGAGGCUGCCUUAGCGGUCCAAAGCAUUCCGGCCUAUGUGGAGCUUUCCAAUGUUUUCAUUGCCCUUGUGCCAGAGCUGGUACACAAGGACUCAGCGACGUUGGUCAACUAUGCAUCCUGGCUGUCUAGGGGAUGGUGCCGUGCAGAAUUAUGGUGCCGACUUCUGUCCAACAAGAUCGACACCUCCGUCAUUGUCGUAUAUUCGCCAGGAGAGGCUGAGUUCAUGUUUCCAUUAGAUUGGCAAUCCAACAGCAUAGUCGAAGGAGAGUUUACGGUUGAAAGCGAUCGUGCAGCUGUCGUCCAGCUUGGUGAGAUGGCGGUCAGAAGCAAGCUCCAGCACCUGCAGGAUUACGGUCCUUUGCACCACUACCGUUUCUAUUUGGCCUUGCGGCCCAAAUUGUUACGCCAGGACCUCGUUGAGCGACAGCCCGAACAGUUCUUGUCAGACUUCCGGUUCCAAACCCUGGCGGAAGCAGCUCAAGACUCCAGCAGCAUGAGUGGAGUCAUGUGUGCAAUUUUUUCUGGUGACAAUGGCAUGCUGCACACGUUGGCGCAAUGCCGAGCAGACAUGAACCAGCCCAUGCAUGGCCUGAGCGACUUGGGAUAUUAUGAUACGCAGACAACGCUCAUGGCUGCAACAAAGUCCCAUCAGGAUCCUUCCGUGCUAAUAACUCUCAUCGAGCUGCGUGCGGAUGCAAAUGGCCGCGCCAGGACAGGUCUGCCGGCCGUGUACAUGUCCCGGACACCAGGUCACGUGAAGGCACUGCUCGAGAACCGGGCGGAGAUCAUGCAUGCUGCUUUGAACGGUACGGCAUCCUUUGCAGGUCCGGAGACUGUGCAGGAGUUGCUAAAAUUUCGCUGCGACCCCGCCCUCGUUGGAGGAACGAGAUAUGGUCCCCUUCAUGCAGUGGCUUUGUUCUCGCGAAGCAAUCGCCGCGCCGUAGAGACUGCAACACUUUUGCUGGAGCAUCAUGCAGAUGUCAACGUGGUCUCCCGGCCAUCAGGUUCGUAUCUGCGAGAGUGCUGGCAGGCUCGACUCAAGAUAUCAGUUCUGGGAUUCCAGAAAUGCAACAUGAUGACGCGGCUUCGUGCCUCCAUGCCAGGCAUAUCUCCGUUGGGCUACGCGGCCUUGGUCGGUCAUGGACAGCUGACGCAGCUCUACCUGGACCAUGGCGCAGUGUCCUUUCCCAAUGAUCGAGGGGACCUACCCGAGGACCUUGCUAGGAAUAAUCACCACCAUCACCUCAUCCCCUUGUUGGCCACCUUUGCCACUUGA
Molecule: messenger RNA, 1614 nt
Organism: Symbiodinium pilosum
Lineage: Eukaryota; Dinophyceae; Suessiales; Symbiodiniaceae
Source: the annotation of a GenBank genome assembly